This is a messenger RNA of Phanerochaete carnosa HHB-10118-sp, 383 nucleotides long. RefSeq lists its product as uncharacterized. The record is from RefSeq and is a predicted model, not a curated record. Lineage: Eukaryota; Fungi; Basidiomycota; Agaricomycetes; Polyporales; Phanerochaetaceae. The transcript has a single exon. The annotation marks the transcript as partial.
CAGUUAAAUACUACUCUAGAUGGCGGACAUUAGCCCCGACGCACCGACCUGCCUACGCUGAAAUGUCUUCUACUCCCGCUCGACCCCCACUCGACGGCUCAAUCUCCAUCCUUCCGGGAUUCGUCGACUUCCAUGCUCAGCAUAAUCCUGAACGGCCCUGGGCCCUCUUGUCCGCUGGACCUGGACUGCCAGUGGACGCCGUCUCGUUUUUGGAGUUUGCUCGUGCCGCCGACAGAGUCGCCCACAAGCUCAGGCCAAACAGGUCAGGUCCCGACAACGAGGUUGUCGCCGUCCUCGUCAACUGCGACACAGUGUUGUAUCUCGCCUUGUUGGCAGGAAUGAUGAAAGCAGGCAUAGUGGUAUGUUCUAUCUUGACUUGGCUC